Messenger RNA from Microcebus murinus (gray mouse lemur), 8015 nucleotides. RefSeq names its product elongator acetyltransferase complex subunit 1 (gene ELP1). Lineage: Eukaryota; Metazoa; Chordata; Mammalia; Primates; Cheirogaleidae. Gene Ontology annotation, molecular function: tRNA binding; protein binding. Gene Ontology annotation, cellular component: cytosol; elongator holoenzyme complex. Gene Ontology annotation, biological process: tRNA wobble base 5-methoxycarbonylmethyl-2-thiouridinylation. The record is from RefSeq and is a predicted model, not a curated record.
GGUCAGGCGACCCGGGCACGGCACUGGGCCCCGACCGCCCAAGGGUGUUGUGGUGUAGGGGACUCCCAGGCUUCUCUGCCUGCUGCGGUCCGAGGACUGGAGUGCGGCGUGCACACCUCUUUCCUAGAGCCUUACAUUCUCUUUCUGCGGUCUUGCUCCAUCCGGGGGCGCUGCAGCCCGGAGUUAACGUGUUGCUACCCCCGCUGCACUUAACCGAGCCUCCCUCCGUAUUCCUUGCAGAGGGUGGAUAAUACCGCUGAAAGCAAACGAAUUAAUCCACGAUGGAAGGCGACGGUUAAUAGAGGUUUGGGUGCUUCUCUCGUCUGCGACUUUUUCGUGGAGCUUGUGUUCCCUGUGCUUAUCCGUCUAAUGUGGUAUUUUAUGUGGCUUUCCCUUCCAUUAACUGUGGUUUCCGUGGAGGCAGUGACUGAAUAAUCUCUUCAGAUCCUAGCAUUUAGCAGUCGCUCAAUCGGUGUUUGAUGUUUGAUGGUACGAUAAGGUACUACGUAAAGGAUUCAACUGUCUGUUGACAACCACGGUUCAGUGAAAAAGAGUGAGCAAAAAGGAGGCAAAGACAAUUUUCAGCUUGGGGACAGGGAGUAGAAAUGCCAUAUCCUCAAAUAGGGCACACUCAUUUGGUGGAAGAAUAGUAAAUUCUUCAUUUUCCAGGUUGCAUUUGAUGAGCUUGUGAGAGAUACUUGUGAUAAACAUCAGGAGGUUGAAAAUGUGGACUUUGUGUUCACUUUGGGCUAAUUAAGUCAGGGCUAGACAUUUCAGUCUAAUUGGUGUAUUAGCGAUUUGCUUGGUACCUAUAGUCAUGGGCAUGAUGAUUAGUCAAGACUUAGAUAGUUGAAGUGGCAAGGGAAAGAAAAUAGAGGAGUUGUCAGAAAAUUAGGAGAGGAUCCAGGAUUGACCUGUGGUGUGGAGUAAUCUCUAGUACAUUUAAAGGCUGGGAAAAGUUAAAUCAAUGGAGACAGGGUUAGAGAUUGCAGAUGUCAACGAAAGAGUAUUAAUAGACCUGGGAGAGUUUGGAGAAUAUUCCUUUCCUAACCUUGAAAGGAUUGGGGACAUGAAUGACUUCCUCUGAGGAGAUAAGGGAAUGAGGAUGAUUGGUAUGAAAAUUCAGGUAAGUUAGUUUUGAGACGGAAGUAGAUGACUGAGCUCACCUUGGCGGUGAACUUGGCAAUAUUGAAAGCUCAGUGAUUUGAGAACUCAGGUUGUUUGCUGGAUUUGUCAGUUAGGGUCCAGUCAAAAGUAGAAACCAUACAGUAUUUCAAAAAUAGAGAGGAUUUAAUAUGAAGAAUUGGUUAAAUAGCUGUUAGAGGAACAAAAAGUAAAAGCAGUGAAGUGACAUAGAAGGUAAACUGAAAGAAGCCGUUACAACACUUAGCUAGGGCUAGGGAUCAAAACAAGGGAAGAUGUUGAGGUUAUCAGGACCUAAACCUUGGAGAAGAGGCAUUAUGAAGCCUGACUCAGACUUCUGGUGUUGAUGUCUCAGGAAUUCAGAGGAUGAGAUCGGUGGAGCUGGAUUUCAGCUGUCUGGAGGGGCCUCUGCCUGAGUGGUGCUGGUACCUCUGGCUGGGGUGGGGGGUGAUGAGGCUGGACCUGUUGCUAGCGUGACAGGAACAGCAAGAAAACAGGAAAAAGUGAGUCCUCUGCUUUUCCCUUUACCUUCCCCCCACCCCCACUUUCUUUUCCUGAGGUCCAUGGACCCCAGGGCUCCACAGACUUGGGUAAACAAAAUCCAAGUUCACAAGGAGGGAUAUAGAGACAUGAUCUAUCUGAUCAGAGCAACAGUAACAGUAUGAUUAUUGUUAUAUAAACCAGUGUGAAAAACAGCUAGGAAAUUCUGCACAGCUGGCUCCUGUUGCUGUCCUCACUUAUUGUUACUCUAUCCCUUGCUUACUUCCCUCUAGCCAGACGUGCCAGCUAUUCUCUCAUCUCAAAUGUACUUAUCCUUUCAGAUCGAUGUCAGUGGGCAUUUUUACGAUGUUUAAAGAUGAAAGGUGUAAUUUUUACAUGCUUUGAAAAACCCAAACUCUAUAUAUAGAAUUCGAUUUAACUUAAAAACCUGCAUGAUAUGAUACCAAAUAAUUUCUAGAAGUUCUUGAAUGUAAAUGUCACCCAAAACUUACUAAAACCAUUGUCUGCCUUGAUUCUCUUCCUUACUUCCACCAUAUAUGAUCUUGCCUUCCUCUUAACCCACAUUGUAUGUUGUAGGAUUCCUAUUAUAAUGUACAUUAUCUGCUGUGGACUAUAAGGAUUGAUUCAUCUUUAUUCUUUCAAUGUCAUUUAUGUGAAAUGUCAAGAUGAGAGAGUUCACCUCACAUUAAAGUGACAAUAAGGCCAGUCUGGUCUGUGUAAUGGCCACCCCUACCAUAAGUUAGGGACUUGUAAUCAUAAAUCUUAAUGGGAUCUGGGUAUAAGUAUCUAGCACAUUAACACUUGUUUUGUUUUGUUUUUCCAUUUAGAUAGAUUUCAGUAUCCUCAAUUAUUGAUAAGUAUACACAAUGGGUCAGGUUGCUGCCACACAUCUAUAGAUGGAUGUGUGCUCAGAGAGGGAGCUUUUUUCCCUUGGUUAUUCUAACUACCACUUCUCUACCCCCUGAAUCAUUUCACUUAUGUAAGUGUGGUCAUUUCUCACUAUUAAGCUAUUCCUUUAUCUCUUAGGGAUUAAUGCUUCAUCAGGGAAUAUCUGUCCUUUUUUCUUGGGUAUCAUUUCAUCAUGCGAAAUCUGGAGUUACUUCGGACCUUGGAGUUCAGGAAUAUUCAAGCUCCAGGGAGACCUCAGUGCUUCUGUCUUCGAACUGAACAGAAAACAGUGGUCAUUGGCUCAGAACAUGGAUUGAUAGAAAUAGACCCCGUCAGAAGAGAAGUGAAACAUGAAAUUUCUUUGGUGGCAGAAGGCUUUCUCCCAGAGGAUGGAAGUGGCUACAUUGUUGGUAUUCAGGACUUGCUAGAUCAGGAGUCUGUGUGUGUGGCCACAGCCUCUGGAGAUGUCAUACUCUGCAGUCUUAGCACAUACCAGCUGGAAUGUGUUGGGAGUGUAGCCAGUGGUAUCUCUGUCAUGAGUUGGAGUCCUGACCAAGAGCUGGUGCUCCUUGCCACAGGUCAACAGACCCUGAUUAUGAUGACAAAAGACUUUGAACCCAUCAUGGAGCAGCAGAUCCACCAGGAUGAUUUUGGAGAAAGCAAAUUUAUCACUGUUGGAUGGGGCAAGAAGGAGACACAGUUCCAUGGAUCGGAAGGCAGGCAAGCAGCCUUUCAGAUACAAAUGCAUGAGUCUGCUUUGCCCUGGGAUGACCAUAGACCACAAGUUACCUGGCGUGGGGAUGGACAGUUUUUUGCUGUGAGUGUUGUUUGCCCAGAAACAGGGGCUCGGAAGGUCAGAGUGUGGAACCGAGAGUUUGCUUUGCAGUCAACAAGUGAGCCUGUGGCAGGACUAGGACCAGCGCUGGCUUGGAAACCCUCAGGCAGUUUGAUUGCAUCUACACAAGAUAAACCCAACCAGCAGGAUGUUGUGUUUUUUGAGAAAAAUGGGCUUCUUCAUGGACACUUUACACUUCCUUUCCUCAAAGAUGAGGUUAAGGUAAAUGACUUGCUCUGGAAUGCAGAUUCGUCUGUGCUUGCUGUUUGGUUGGAAGACCUUCAGAGAGAAAAAAGUUCCACUCUGAAAACCUACGUUCAGCUCUGGACUGUUGGAAACUAUCACUGGUAUCUCAAACAAAGUCUGCCCUUCAGCACCUGUGGGAAGAGCAAGAUUGUGUCGCUGAUGUGGGACCCGGUCACCCCAUACCGGCUGCAUGUUCUCUGUCAGGGCUGGCAUUACCUCUGCUAUGACUGGCAUUGGACAACUGACCGGAGCUCGGGAGAUAAUUCAAGUGACCUGGCAAAUGUGGCUGUCAUUGAUGGAAAGAGUGUAUUGGUGACAGUCUUCCAGCAGACUGUAGUUCCACCUCCCAUGUGCACAUACCGAUUGCUGCUCCCACACCCUGUGAAUCAAGUCACAUUCUCUGCACACCCUAAAAAGAGUAAUGACCUUGCUAUCCUGGAUGCCAGUAACCAGAUUUCUGUAUAUAAAUGUGGUGAUUGUCAAAGUGCGGACCCUACAGUGAAACUGGGAGCUGUGGGUGGAAAUGGAUUUAAAGUUUCCCUUAGAACACCUCAUCUGGAAAAGAGAUACAAAAUUCAAUUUGAGAAUAGUGAAGAUCAAGAAGUAAACCCACUGAAGCUCAGCCUUCUCUCCUGGAUUGAAGAAGACAUCUUCCUGGCCGUAAGCCACAGCCAGUCCAGCACACAGUGUGUCAUUCAUCAUUUGACUGUGGCCCCUUCUGAGAUGGAGGAAGAGCAAGGACAGCUCAAUGUCAGUUCGUCUGUGACGGUGAAUGGGGUCAUAAUCAGUCUGUGCUGUAGUUCCAAGACCAAGUCAGUAGCAUUGCAGCUGGCUGAUGGCCAAAUACUUAAGUACCUUUGGGAGUCACCUUCUCUGGCUGUUACACCAUGGAAGAACCCUGGUGGAUUUCCUAUUCAGUUUCCUUAUCCGUGCACACAGAUUGAAUUGGCCAUGAUUGGAGGAGAGGAAUGUGUCCUUGGUCUGACUGACAGAUGUCGCUUUUUCCUCAAUGACGCUGAGGUUGCAUCAAAUAUCACAUCAUUUGCAGUAUAUGAUGAUUUUUUGUUGUUGACAACCCAUUCCCAUACCUGCCAGUGUUUUUGCCUGAGGGAUGCUUCAUUUAAAACAUUACAGGCAGGUCUGAGCAGCAGUCAUGUGUCCAACGGGGAGAUUCUGCGGAAGGUGGAAAGGGGAUCACGGAUUGUUACUGUUGUGCCCCAGGACACAAAGCUUAUACUACAGAUGCCAAGAGGAAACUUAGAAGUCGUUUAUCAUCGAGCCCUGGUUUUAGCUCAGAUUCGGAAGUGGUUGGACAAACUUAUGUUUAAGGAAGCAUUUGAAUGUAUGAGGAAACUGAGAAUUAAUCUCAAUCUGAUGUAUGAUCAUAACCCUAAGAUGUUUCUUGAAAAUGUGGAAACCUUCAUUAAACAGAUAGAAUCUGUAAAUUAUAUUAAUUUGUUUUUCACAGAAUUGAAGGAAGAAGAUGUCACAAAAACCAUGUACCCUCCACCAGUUACCGGCAGUGUCCAGCUGUCCAGAGAGCCUGAUGAGAAAAAACUAGACCUUAUCUGUGAUGCUAUGAGAGCAGCCAUGGAGAGCAUAAAUCCUCACAAGUACUGCCUAUCGAUACUCACGUCUCACAUCAAGAAAACCACCCCAGAACUAGAAAUUGUGCUGCAGAAGGUACACGAGCUUCAAGUGACAGGAAAACCUCCCUCUGUUCCUGAUGCUGUGAGUGCUGAAGAGGCCUUGAAAUAUUUGUUGCUUCUGGUAGAUGUUAAUGAAUUAUAUGAUCAUUCUCUGGGGACCUAUGACUUUGAUUUGGUCCUCAUGGUGGCUGAGAAGUCACAGAAGGAUCCCAAAGAAUAUCUUCCAUUUCUUAAUACACUUAAGAAAAUGGAAACUAAUUAUCAGCGGUUUACUAUAGACAAAUACUUGAAGCGUUAUGAAAAAGCCAUUGGUCACCUCAGCAAAUGUGGACCCAAAUACUUCCCAGAAUGCUUAAACUUAAUAAAAGAUAAAAAUUUGUAUAAUGAAGCUCUGAAGUUAUAUGCACCAAACUCGCAGCAGUACAAGGAUAUCAGCAUUGCUUAUGGGGAACACUUGAUGCAGGAGCACAUGUACGAGCCAGCGGGGCUCGUGUUUGCCCGAUGCAAUGCCCACGAAAAAGCUCUCUCAGCCUUUCUGACUUGUGGCAGCUGGAAGCAAGCCCUCUGUGUGGCAGCCCAGCUUAACUUGACCAAAGACCAGCUGGCUGGCCUUGCCAGAACUCUGGCAGAAAAGCUAGUUGAGAAGAGGAAGCACGUUGAUGCAGCCAUAGUUUUGGAACAGUAUGCCCAGGAUUAUGAAGAAGCUGUGCUCUUGCUAUUGGAAGGAGCUGCCUGGGAAGAAGCUCUGAGGCUGGUAUACAAAUAUAACAGACUGGAUAUUAUAGAAACCAACAUAAAGCCUUCCAUUUUAGAAGCCCAGAAAAAUUAUAUGGUAUUUUUCGACUCUCAGACAACCAUAUUCAGUCGCCACAAGAAACGUUUAUUGGUGGUUCGAAAGCUCAAAGAGCAAGCACAGCAGGUGAAUCUGGAAGAUGAGGUGCUCCAUGGUCAAGAGUCAGACCUCUUCUCUGAAACGAGCAGCAUUGUGAGUGGCAGUGAGCUGAGUGGCAAAUACUCCCAUAGUAAUUCCAGGAUAUCAGCGAGAUCAUCUAAGAAUCGCCGCAAAGCAGAGCGGAAGAAGCACAGCCUCAAAGAAGGGAGUCCGCUGGAGGAUCUAGCCCUGUUGGAGGCACUGAAUGAAUUGGUACAGAGCACUGAGAAAUUGAAAGAUGAAGUGUACCAUAUUUUAAAGGUACUUUUUCUCUUUGAGUUUGAUGAGCAAGGAAGGGAAUUACAGAAGGCCUUUGAAGAUACUCUGCUGUUGAUGGAAAGGUCACUUCCAGAAAUUUGGACUCCCACUGACCAGCAGAAUUCGGCCACUCCUGUUCUAGGUCCCAAUUCUACUGCAAAUAGUAUCAUGGCCUCUUAUCAACAACAGAAGACUUCGGUUCCUGUUUUUGAUGCUGAGCUUUUUAUACCGCCAAAGAUCAACAAAAAAACCCAGUGGAAACUGAGUCUGCUAGAGUGACUACAAGUUAGGAGGGCUCCAGCAGAGAUGACCGUUUUCCGCUCAGUCCUGGUUGUCCUUCCACCUCUUGCUCUUUGAGACCUGGCUAUCGAGAACUAGGAAGAGUAAGAUGAUGAUUUACCUUAGUAUUGCUGAGAGCUGCUAUGUUCCCCAGACUUCAGCAGAUACCAAGCAAUUCUGUGUUUAUUUUUUGUAUAUGUCUUAAUCAUUAGCAAAAUGUUAAGCUUUAAUCAAUAUAGCAUCAUUUUUGUGAGAAUUACUGUUCUUUUACUUGUGCUGUUUGAGAGCAUAUUUGUGCUAAUUAUGAUAAGGUGUCCUUCCCAGCUACUGGUCUGAUUCAUAUAGGGACCUUGGGCAAGUUCCAGAAUUGAUUUGUACUUCAGUUCUUCAUCUGUUAAUUGGGAAUAAUGUUUCAUGGUUUCUACCUCAAAAGUGUGAAGACAAGUAAAAUAAUUUUCUAAAUUGUACUGGAGGUGAGAGUAUUAUAUAUAAACAACAAGGACUAUUAGAGCUACCAACAUUCGGUCAGAUGUAAUCACUGUUUGCUUCUUUUUACCUUAAACUAAAGCAGAAUAAAAAGUAUCCUUUGAAAUUCUAAGCUUUUCCAUGCUGACAGCUAUUAUUCUGUAACAUCUUACCAGGUCAUGUACUUUCAGUUAUACCUGGGCUGAGACUUCUAUAGUUACACUAUCCAUUGGAACUGUUUUAUCACCAGUGUAUUUUCUGCCAGAGAGUUAGCAAUGUUAGACCUGGAACAGAUUAGAAUUUUUAAGUAGUAUCAUGCAUAUUUGGUAUAGGUGAGCAGUGUGCACUGUAUAGCAUGCAUGGUUAUAAAUUAUCUCUUCUCCAAAUAUUGCUUCCUUUAACUGAAAUGUUUUUGUCAGUGUCUAAGCCAUUUCAUUUAUUUUAUUUAUGGUGCUUAACCGACCCCUGUUUCAUUUAGUUUCUCAAAAGAACUUUCAGUUAUUUUGUUUGGAAGAAAUGAGAAUGUUUUCUCUUGUUGGUGAAUCUAGGAAAAGCCCAGUCAUUCUGAUACCAGUUUUAUGGCUAAUCCUUGGGUAAGGUUAAAAACCUCUCCCAUAUUUUUCUGUCAGACCAGACCUUCAUUACUGUACAUGAACUAACAUUUAAUGCUGCUUUGAAUCCUCAGAGAAUAGAUAUACCCAGAAUUGUAAUUUAAGAUGACUUUCCCUAAUACAGCAAGAUGUUAACUAUAGAAUCUAGGAGUAUUCACUGUAUAAUUCACUUUCCUGUAUGUUUGAAAUUUUUCACAAAAUAAUAGGGU